Molecule: messenger RNA, 1772 nt
Organism: Nymphalis io (European peacock)
Lineage: Eukaryota; Metazoa; Arthropoda; Insecta; Lepidoptera; Nymphalidae
Product: visual system homeobox 2-like
Exons: 11
Coding region: 1-984 (327 amino acids)
Biological process (GO): regulation of transcription by RNA polymerase II
Cellular component (GO): nucleus
Molecular function (GO): DNA-binding transcription factor activity, RNA polymerase II-specific; sequence-specific double-stranded DNA binding
Source: RefSeq, a predicted model, not a curated record
AUGCAUUUUAAAGUGAAAUUUUUCUUUUGUUCAAAAGGCAGAAAAGAAAAUUGCGGUUUCCCGCAAAUAAAGUCGCCCUACAGUCCCUCUGCGCAGCCUCACCUCACAGCUGUUCGACAAUUUUAUUCAGGCGUGUCCUCACUAGAAGCAGCGAAAGACUUCACCGUCGACGGCCUCACCGGCUACAACGGCAAGAAAAAGAAGAAAAAACGCAGACAUAGCAGGACCAUCUUCACCUCGUACCAGCUGGAUGAGCUGGAAAAGGCAUUCAAGGACGCGCACUACCCUGACGUGUACGCAAGAGAGAUGCUCUCGUUGAAGACCGACCUGCCCGAGGACAGGAUACAGGUCUGGUUCCAGAACCGACGAGCCAAGUGGCGCAAGACCGAGAAGUGCUGGGGCCGGUCCACUAUCAUGGCUGAGUACGGCCUCUACGGGGCGAUGGUGCGCCACUCGCUUCCACUACCGGAAACCAUCUUGAAGAGCGCCAAGGAGAACGACAAUGUGGCGCCCUGGCUACUCGAACUGAAUGGCAGACGGGCAAAUCGGCUACCUGAUGGCAUGCACCGCAAGUCGUUGGAGGCGGCACAGCACCUCAAGGAGUCGGGGUCGGAGCGCGAGGGCUCCGAGGCGGAGGCGGAGCGCGCGCCCUCCGCCUCGCCGCACCGACACGACGUGCACGACAACCAGGCACAAAGUUCACCCGGCAGCAGCACGACAGCUUCCUCAUCAGCGAAGGGACGCGCGUCACCCGACGGUCGCGAACUUUACGAGGACCCUGAGGCUUUCCGCAACAACAGCAUCGCCUGUCUCCGAGCUAAGGCGCAGGAGCACCAAGCGCGACUACUGUCCAACAAUCUUCUCCUCCAGGUGCGCGGCUUGCAGCGAGCGAGCGGCGCGACGAGCGUGACGGAGGACGAGGGCCCGGCCGACAUCGACGUCGGCACCGAGCCGCCGCCGCUCGACGCCGCGCGCCUCUACUGACCGCCGACGCCCGCCCGCCUGCCUGCUGACAGCUUAUCUAAGCCAUGCUAUCCGAACUCGACCCAUAUUGAUACGCGACCAUUCUAAACAACAACAUUGGGACAAUUCGUUUAUCGGUGAUACAUUCGCUGAAAGCAAUGGGAGUCGAGGGUGUGCCUGGAAGAUCUCCCAUUGGAUACGCAUCGCGUGGUACGGUGUUGUGAUUGGUGGUGAAGUGCUGGUCUCUCGGCGCGGAACUGUUCGUACUUAAGUGUAAUUAUGUACAUUGUAGAUCUAGAAGUAUUUAACUAAAUCCCCGUUUUUCGUGCAAUACCCUUAGUUAAGUAUUUAUCCGAUUAGCCGUUGUGUUAGCGCUGUAUAAAGUUCGGCCGGCACGAGCUGUGAAUCAUCUAAAGUACUAAUAAGCCUGUUAGGUUAUAAUCUUAAGGAAUUAAGCGAAGACUUUAAAAUCGAAGUAGAUAAUAUCGAAUUGGUACUAAAUAAUUUAUUGUAAAUGUUGAAUAUCUGUAAAAUUAUUAACGCUUAACUGUUCAAAGAGCGAAUCAAAAUUCACUUAUUAUAAAAAGUGUUUACUUAACGAACGACAAAAUACGAAUUAUUGUAAUGUAUAAUAUAACAAAACUUUAAGUCUUUGCCUAUUACUUUUAAGGAAAAUUGUACUUAUUUUAAAACAAGUUAAAAAAAUAUCUAUUGUAUAUUUUAGCUUUUAUUUACUUUAUAAUUUAAAAUUUGUUUAUUAUAUUUUUAUAUUAUUGAAAUAUCAGAUAAAAUCAUUCCGAUUCGUUGUU